AAAAAAGUCUAGUCGAUAGAGGGGGGACGCACAGAGGAGCAGUCAGACUCAGGCGUGCAGACGCGUAUCUAGUCGGUCUACGGAACACUGGCCCGUGCGUGCACAUGUACACUAGGACAAGCGGACGUCUUUACAACUUAAUUAAGAAGUAAAUCACCAAAAAAUGGAGCGGGAGUUAUGGAUUUAACGCGCAGAGGACUUGAAAUGGGCGGUCUGCUGGUGGCGUUGCUGCUGUGGAGUUGCCUGCUGUCGGUUGACGGCUCACCUCUCCUCCUGUUCGCCAACCGGCGCGACGUGCGCCUGGUGGAUGCCGAUGGCGUGCGGGGCGAGUCGGCCAUUGUCGUCAGUGACCUAGAGGAUGCGGCGGCGGUGGACUUCCUGUACUCUGAGGGACUGAUAUUUUGGACAGAUGUCAGCGAAGAGGCCAUCAAACAGACGCAUUGGAAUCAGUCAUCCAACUCCCUUAAAGAGGCGCUGGGAACCGGCACUACUGUGGUAGUGUCAGGGCUGGACAGUCCCGACGGGCUGGCCUGUGAUUGGCUGGGCAGGAAGCUCUACUGGACAGACUCGGAGACCAAUCGGAUUGAAGUGGCCAACCUGGACGGCACCUCCAGGAAGGUCCUGUUUUGGAUGGACUUGGACCAGCCCAGGGCGAUCGCCCUCAACCCCGCUCAACGCUACAUGUACUGGACAGACUGGGGAGAGGAGCCCAGGAUAGAGCGUGCUGGAAUGGACGGCAGCAACAGGAAAGUCAUAGUGUUGGCGGACAUCUACUGGCCCAACGGUCUGACCAUAGACCUGGUGGAGCAGAAGCUGUACUGGGCAGACGCCAAGCUCAGCUUCAUUCACAGAGCUAACCUGGACGGAACAGCACGUGAAACAGUGGUGGAGGGCACCCUGACCCAUCCUUUCGCCCUAACGCUGUCUGAGGAGACUUUAUACUGGACCGACUGGCAGACGCGCUCCAUCCACGCCUGUAACAAACACAGCGGGGACAAAACCAGAGAGAUCCUCAGUGGGAUUUACUCUCCCAUGGACAUCCAGGUCCUGGAGUCUUAUCGGCAGCCUAACAUCCAGACUCCCUGCAGUGACAACAACGGAGGCUGUAGUCAUCUCUGCCUCCUCUCUCCAGUUCAGCCGUUCUACAGCUGCGCCUGCCCCACGGGAGUCCAGCUGAAACCAGAUGGGAAGACGUGCAAACCAGGAGCAGAGCAGGUUUUGCUGCUGGCUCGACGGACUGACCUGAGGAGAAUCUCAUUGGACCUGCCAGACUUCACCGACAUAGUACUCCAGGUUGAAGACAUUCGCCAUGCCAUCGCGAUAGACUACGACCCGGUCGAGGGUUACGUCUAUUGGACGGACGAUGAGGUGCGAGCUAUCCGGCGAUCCCACAUCGAUGGCAGCAAUGCCGUGACACUGGUUACCACGGAGAUCAACCACCCGGAUGGUAUAGCUGUGGACUGGGUGGCCAGGAACCUUUACUGGACCGACACUGGCACUGACCGGAUUGAGGUCACCAGACUGAAUGGAACCUCUCGGAAGAUUUUGAUAUCUGAUAACCUGGAUGAACCCAGAGCCAUCGUCCUGGACCCCAUUAAUGGCUUCAUGUACUGGACCGACUGGGGCGAGCAUCCCAAGAUCGAGCGGGCCAAUCUGGAUGGAACAGAACGGUUGGUUCUGAUCAACAGCUCUCUGGGCUGGCCCAACGGACUGGCCAUCGAUUACUUGGCAGGAAAGCUUUACUGGGACGCCAAGACCGACAAGAUAGAGAUGAUCAACGUGGACGGCAGUAACAGGCAGACUCUGCUGGAGGACAAGCUGCCCCACAUCUUCGGCUUCACCCUGCUGGGGGACUACAUCUACUGGACGGACUGGCAGAGGCGCAGCAUCGAGAGGGUCCACAAAGCCACGGCCGUGCGGGAGAUCAUCAUCGAUCAGCUGCCGGAUCUGAUGGGGCUGAAGGCCACCAAAGUGACGGAGGCGCACGGUACAAAUGGCUGCGCGGAGGAUAACGGCGGAUGCAGCCACCUGUGUUUCUGGUGUCGGCAGGCCGUCAGCUGUGCCUGUCCCAUGGGGAUGGAGCUGCUCUCAGACCUGCAGACCUGUGUGGUGCCCGAGGCCUUCCUGCUCUUCACCAACAGGGACAACAUCAGGAGCAUCUCUCUGGGUACCAACAGCAACGACGUGCCCAUCCCUCUGACAGGAGUGAAGGAGGCCUCAGCUCUCGACUUUGAUGUCUCUGAAAGGAGAAUAUACUGGACAGACAUACAGGCCAAGACAAUCAGCAGAGCGUAUAUGAACGGCAGCUCUGUAGAGCAUGUCAUAGAGUUCGGGCUGGACUACCCAGAAGGCAUGGCCGUCGACUGGAUGGGUCGCAACAUCUACUGGGCUGAUACGGGCACCAACCGCAUCGAGGUGGCCCGGCUGGACGGCCAGCACCGACAGGUUCUGGUCUGUAAGGAUCUGGACAACCCGCGCUCGCUGGACAACCCACGAUCACUGGCACUGGACCCGGGCAACGGCUACAUGUACUGGACAGAAUGGGGGGGUCGACCUCGUAUAGCCAGAGCCUACAUGGAUGGCAGCACCGUCACAACCUUGGUGGACAAAGUCGGCCGGGCCAACGGACUGACCAUCGACUACGUAGACCAUCGACUCUACUGGACCGACCUGGACACGUGCAUGAUCGAAAGCACCAACAUGCAAGGCCUUCAGAGGGAGAUCAUUGUGGACGACCUCCCCCACCCCUUCGGUCUGACUCAGUACCGGGACUUCAUCUACUGGACGGAUUUUAACCUGCGCAGCAUCGAGCGGGCAGACAAACGCAGCGGACUCAACCGCACCGUGGUGCUGCAGGGCCAGCUGGAGCUGAUGCUGGACAUCCUGGUGUUCCACUCCUCUCGCCAGGAGGGGACCAACGAGUGCUCCCACAACAACGGCAACUGCGGCCAUCUUUGCCUGGCCACGCCCGCCGGUGCCCAGUGCCGCUGCGCCUCCCACUACACUCUGAACCCCGAUGGACGAAACUGUAGCUCUCCCUCUAGCUUCCUGCUCUUCAGCCAGAAGGCGAGCAUCAGCCGGAUGGUGCUGGGAGAGCAGAGUCCAGACAUCAUCCUGCCAAUCCACGUCCUCAGGAACGUCAAAGCCGUCAGCUAUGACCCACUGGACCGGCUCGUCUACUGGCUGGACGGACGGCAGAACAUCCGCAGGGCCAGAGACGACGGAACCAUGUCGUCCAUGAUCGUGAGCAGCAGCGUCCAGCCGGUGGAAAACCAGCUCCACGACCUGAGCCUGGACCCCUACAGCCGCCACAUAUACUGGACCUGUGAGACGACCAACACCAUCAACGUCCAGAGGAUGGACGGACACACCGUGGGCGUGGUCCUGAAGGACGACACCGACAAGCCGCGGGCCAUCGUGGUCAACGCCGAGAAAGGAUACAUGUAUUUCACCACAGUGCAGGAGCGCUCAGCUAAGAUCGAGGGAGCCAGUCUGGACGGGACAGAGAGAGAGUCUCUGUUCACCACUGGUCUGAUCAGACCAGUAGCUCUGGCUCUGGACAACAAACUGGGGAAACUGUUCUGGGUCGACGCCGACCUCAAACGCAUCGAGAGCAGUGACCUGACAGGAGCCAAUCGCAUCGUCCUCCAGGACUCCAACAUCCUCCAGCCCACGGGGCUGACGGUUCUGGGGGAUCAUCUGUACUGGAUCGACCGGCAGCAGCAGAUGAUCGAAAGGGUGGACAAGCUGACCGGGGAUGGACGCACACGCAUACAGGGACGUAUCUCAUACCUGACCUCCAUCCACGCUGUGGAGGAGAUGGACCCACAGGAGUUUGCAUCCCACCCUUGUUCCCGUGACAACGGCGGCUGCUCCCACAUCUGCAUCGCCAAGGGAGACGGCACACCUCGCUGCUCCUGUCCCAUGCACCUGGUGUUACUGCAGGACCUGCUGCACUGUGGAGAGCCUCCCACCUGCUCCACGGAGCAGUUCACCUGCUCCACGGGGGAGAUCGACUGCAUCCCCAUGGCCUGGCGUUGCGACGGCUUCCCCGAGUGCGACGACAGCAGUGACGAGGAGAACUGCCCCGUCUGCUCGACCUCCCAGUUCCAGUGUGACAAAGGAGGCUGCAUCGACGCCCAUCGGCGCUGCAACGGCGAACCGGACUGCGCCGAUCAAUCCGAUGAGCACCACUGUGGAACCAUCUGCCAACCCAACCAGUUCCGCUGUGGAGACAACCAGUGCAUCACCAAGAAACAACAGUGUGACAACUACUCGGACUGUCCCGACGGAUCUGAUGAGCUCGCCUGUGAGUACGUGUCACCUCCCUCCAGUGGCAUCCCCAACGCCGGGCCCAACACCAUCGGCCCCGUCAUCGCCAUCAUCCUGCUCGUCUUCGUGAUUGGUGGAGCUUACUUCGUCUGCCAGCGCGUGGUGUGUCGGCGCUACAAGGGCCCCAGUGGAACGUUUCCUCACGAGUACAUCAGUGGAACGCCCCACGUGCCCCUCAACUUCAUCGCCCCCAGUAGCUCCCAGCAUGGCACCUUCCAAGGUAUUUCCUGUGGGAAGUCCAUGAUGAGCUCAGUCAGCCUGAUGGGCAGCAGCAGCAGUGGAGCUCCUCUCUAUGACAGGAACCAUGUGACUGGAGCCUCGUCCAGCAGCUCAUCAUCUACCAAGGGAGCCUUCUACCCACAGAUCCUGAACCCUCCUCCGUCCCCGGCUACUGACCGCUCUCUCUACAACACAGAGAUCUUCUACUCGUCCAACAGUCCGUCCACCACCAGAUCAUACAGACCCUACCACCCGGUCCGCGGUGCCGCCCCGCCCACCACUCCCUGCAGCACCGAUGUCUGCGACAGCGACUACCCCCACCACCCACCAGCCGGGCCGGCGUCAUCGGCGGGCCGCUGGAAGACCGCGGGCCACGGCGGGCACGGCAAACACAACAAGUACUACAUGGACCUGAACUCGGACUCAGACCCCUACCCUCCGCCCCACCCCCGCUCCCAAUACCUGUCGGCAGAGGAGAGCUGCCCCCCGUCCCCGUCCACCGAGCGCUCUUACUUCCACCUGUGCCCCCCGCCCCCGCCCUGCACCGACUCCUCGUGACCCCCUCCCAACGGCCCCCCGGAGCCCCGUGAGUAAGGAUCCAGUCCACUCGCUACACUUUACCAGGGAUAGAACUCACGUGCCAACUUCCAGCCCUGACCGGCUCACACUCGCUGCUUUUUGUUCCAGCUGGUUAGGCCCAAGUGCCUUGCUCAAGGUCCCCUACGUCCCCGCAGCGGUCAUCUCAUCAUUCCAGUCCUCUUGGAGCUCUCAGGGUGACCAUCAUCGGAUCAGUUCUACCACGUGUCCUGUUCUCACUCAGUUGUGGCAGGUUGAAGGUCCGAGGCCCUCUCUGCCUCGCUGCAGGCCACAAAGGAGGAGACUGUGUGAAUACAGCCGGCAGCUCCCUCUAACAUUUUCAUUCCAUCAAAAGAAGGCAAACCUCCUUUGCCGGUCCACUUCUCCAUCUACUGACCUCCAUCUGUCCAAACUCACAGUAACUUUUGCCGCUUGCUGCUCCUGGCCUCCACUAAAACUCAUCAGCAUCCAGCUCACCAGCCGAGAGAGUCUCCGGUGUUGUGUGAAACCUUCUCCUCUCUCACAGCGUCCUUGUUGGCAGGACUGUAUAUAGUGUUAAAAAAUGAUAUGGACGAAAAAAUUAAUCAGAGGGGAAUUAUUUUACUAUUUUAUUCACGCUGGCUGAUCCACCGCUCCGCACGAAAAAGAAAGAAAGGACAGACGGACGUGUGUGCGUGAGCAAGUGACAGACAGGUGAACGACGGGACAGCUGAUGUAGGAUAAAAAGAAAAAAAAAAGCUGAUACCUCCACCUCAUUCAUGUGUGGAGAGGUAUGAACGAGCGGGUGGAAUAAGGCUAAGAUCAAAGUGUGAAAACUUUUCUGUACAUUUAAUUUUUUUUGAAAUGUUGUCCCUCACAUUUCAAAUUGUGAAUUAUUUUGUCGUUGAACACGGGGGACUAAUCUGCCAACAAUCCUUCCUUUUUAAUUUCCCAUGAAUCCACCGUGUGACAACAACAUACCAAAUGAACAUCAACGUGUAAAGCUAUUGUACAUAUGUGUAAUGAAGUCAAUGAUUGAGUUGUGAGAAGUGAAUCUGAACCUCUGCCGUCGCGUCUUCUUCACCCUCAUCGUCCCGUUUACCAAAAGUAUGUUUGCUGCUAUCGUGUACAUACUCAGUUAUCAAUGAUUAUUAUGACGUAUAAUUAAACCGAAAGCCCCAAAUUACCACUCUCAUACUGACAGUAGAUCAUGAAGCUAUUUUACAGUUAAUAACAAAUUAUUCUUAUAGCGCCUUUUGUAAUUCGUAUUUCUUAUUUGUGUGUAGAUCAUCGUCUUUGUGUCUGUGUCGGUUGUCAUGUUUGGGUUUGAAGGAGUCUUUUUUUAUUUUUCUAAUUGGAAAGUGAAAGAGUUCCAGCUGAGACAUUUAGUUCAGAGCUGUUGCUGGAAUCAAACCGAAGGUCUCGGUGUGCUUCAGAUGCAUUUGUGGUCUCAACACACCUCUACACAGCUGGAUGAUCACAUAGGUGGGCUUGAAAAAAGGGGUUUCAGACUCCGUCGGGCCCUGAUCAGACAGAGAGCGCUUUGCAGGUGGAGAGAACGCAAGGAGCACCGCACUGCCAUUUUGUUCCAGGAACAGAGAGAGAGUUUUUAGAAUUUUUCUGUCUUUUCCUUUUUAUUAUUAUUUAUAUUUCGCUAGGCAAACACGGAACAAGUUCUAACGUUAGCUUAGCAAAAACCAUGAACUGAAUGCUACCUAAUAGUUCGAUGUAUCCCCAUCCAAAAAAGUUAACAAAAAGGUCAAUACCUAUGAAAACCAGCAACAGAUGUUGUUUUCUGCUCGUUGCAUGCAUACAGUCUUUUCAAAAUAAACUUCCGUCUUCACAGGAAACAAUAGUUUAGGUUCAGGCACAAAAAUCACUUUGUUAGGUUUAGGAAUAGAUCGUUGUUUGGGUUAAAAUAACUACAAAAGUGCCAUAACUGAAGUAUGCCAGUUAACAAAUAAAUCAACAAUGACUUCUUGUUUCACACGGGGAACGAUCAGCGGUCUGCAGGCUGAAAGCUUGCUUAUUUUGUUGAACCCACCCAUUCGUUGGAUAUCUACGAAUUACUGCAAAUUAUUUUAUCGUGGGUAUAGCUAUGAGAUGCUGGAUGAGACACAACCGGAAUAGUUAAUAAAACAAUUCAAAUGAAUGAAAACAACUUCCCCAAAUCAGGUACUGCACUAAUUUGCCUCCUGCUGUUUUUAAGUUCAUUUCAUGAUAACUGCGGUUAGUAAACACAAAACACUUCAUUCAAAACAAUUACAAAAAGGAGCACUGAGCUGCUCAAACGCUCUCUGUCUGAUCCGGAGCUCACACAGUCCAACAAGCACACCGAGGCCUUAAGUUGUGCCGGUGCUCUCCUCCAGUAUAGUGAACCUAUCUAUUAAACCCUGCUGUGGAGUCAGAAUGCCUUCCCAAAAAGAGAAACGUCACCACUGCAAACAUAAAGUGAAAGGUUUGAUGGGGGUGUCAUCAGCGCUUGCAUGGUGCAGCGUGCUUUGCUUGUUGUGUUUCCCCACCUCUGAGACCUGCUCAGAUAAAAGCUCAGUGAUUCUCAUCAUGUACCGUCGUGGUCUAGCUUUCGGUCUUCUCAUUCUAUAUGUGGAGACCAAACGGUGUCUUCAGGGUUAAUCCAGCACUUAAUAUCAUUAUGUUAUAAUGUUAUCUACACAACACCCUAAUAUCAAACAGUGGAAAGACGUUUCAUGCACUUACAAAAACAAAAGAGAUCUCAUGUUUCCUAGGAAAUAAAGGAAUGAGAAUGCACUGGCCUUUCACCUGGAUGUGGAGUUACAGCAGUAAAAAAAAGGAGAACACACCAAGCUUCCUCUAAGCUGGCCUUACGGUCACCUUUGUAUCACAGUCAUGUUUGAGCCCACAGGACCCUCUGAUGUUAUAUAAUGGUGUAAUGGCAGCAAACCCUCAGAGGGGGACAUUUCUGGAGAUGGAUCUUUAUGUGUCAGUUGGAACUCUGAGCAGCACAACUCAUUUCUAUAUUAAAGGCCAUAGGCCCCGCCUCAAACCACUGUGUCAGUAAAAACUCCUUAAAACCUGUAUUUGUUGUCUCAGUUAAAAAUGCUUUGUGUAAUUUACACUUGUGACAUUUUUUGUAUCAAAAGCAUUUUUAUAUAAUAAAGGUUCUA
Messenger RNA from Anoplopoma fimbria (sablefish), 8252 nucleotides. It is a transcript of the gene lrp5, whose product is annotated as low density lipoprotein receptor-related protein 5. Gene Ontology annotation, molecular function: protein binding. NCBI's taxonomy places the organism in Eukaryota, Metazoa, Chordata, Actinopteri, Perciformes, Anoplopomatidae. The record is from RefSeq and is a predicted model, not a curated record.